Messenger RNA from Penicillium odoratum, 1455 nucleotides. RefSeq names its product M18 family aminopeptidase. NCBI's taxonomy places the organism in Eukaryota, Fungi, Ascomycota, Eurotiomycetes, Eurotiales, Aspergillaceae. The transcript is spliced from 6 exons. Gene Ontology annotation, cellular component: fungal-type vacuole. Bases 1 to 1455 code for a protein of 484 amino acids. Gene Ontology annotation, molecular function: zinc ion binding; metalloaminopeptidase activity. The record is from RefSeq and is a predicted model, not a curated record. Gene Ontology annotation, biological process: proteolysis.
AUGGCUCAAGCUUCCAAAGUUCCUGCCCAGGAAUUCCUGGACUUUGUGAAUGCUUCCCCUACUCCCUUCCAUGCCGUGCAAUCUGCCAAGGACCUCCUAGCCAAGGCUGGCUUCCAGGAAAUCAAGGAAAAAGAUUCCUGGGCCUCCACUUGCAAGCCUGGCGGCCGUUACUAUCUCACUCGCAACACCACCACUCUGAUCGCUUUUGCGAUCGGCCAGAAAUGGAAGCCCGGCAACUCUAUCGCUAUGAUUGGUGCCCACACUGACUCCCCUGUGCUGCGGGUCAAGCCCGUCAGCAAGAAGCAGGGUGAGGGUUAUAUCCAAGUUGGUGUGGAAGCCUAUGGUGGUGGCAUCUGGCACACCUGGUUUGACCGUGACUUGGGUGUGGCCGGCCGGGUCAUGACCCGCGACAGCAACGGAUCCAUUGUGCAGAAGCUGGUCAAGGUUGACCGUCCUAUCCUUCGUAUCCCCACCCUGGCUAUUCACCUCGACCGCCAGGAGACCUUCUCUUUCAACAAGGAGACUCAGUUGUUCCCCAUUGCUGGCCUCAUCGCUGGUGAGCUCAACAAGACCAGCGAAUCUGACGAAACCAAAGAGGAUGAGUACGCGCCCUUGAAGACUGUAACUCAGCGCCACCACUCCCAGUUUGUCGAGCUCAUUGCUGCCGAGGCCGGUGUGAAGCCGGAGGACAUCCUGGACUUUGAAAUCACUCUUUUCGAUACCCAAAAGUCCUGUCUGGGUGGCAUGAAUGAGGAGUUCAUCUUCUCCCCUCGAUUGGACAACCUGAACAGCACCUACUGCGCUACCGCAGCUCUGACCGAGUCGGCUCCCUCCGAGAAGGCCCUCGAGAAUGAGGAAGCCAUCCGCCUGAUUGCCCUGUUCGAUCAUGAGGAGAUUGGUAGCCGUACUGCCCAGGGUGCCGACUCCAACAUUCUCCCCUCCAUCAUCCGCCGUCUUUCGGUUCUUCCUUCAAUCGCUUCCUCGUCUGAAGACGUUUCUACCGCUUACGAGCAGACCCUCGCCACUUCCUUCCUGGUCUCCGCCGACAUGGCUCACGCCAUUAACCCCAACUACUCUCAAAAGUACGAGGCUGAUCACAAGCCGGAGAUUAACAAGGGAUGUGUGAUCAAGAUCAACGCCAACGCUCGCUAUGCGACCAACUCCCCCGGUAUCGUUCUGCUCCAGGAGAUUGCCCGCAAGAAGGGCGAACAGGACAGCCAGCCUGUCCCUCUGCAGCUGUUCGUUGUCCGCAAUGAUUCGAGCUGCGGUAGCACCAUUGGUCCCAUGCUGUCUGCUGCCCUGGGUGCCCGCACUCUGGAUCUGGGUAACCCGCAGCUGAGCAUGCACAGCAUUCGCGAGACAGGUGGUACUUACGACGUUGGUCACGCCAUCCGCCUCUUCACCGGGUUCUUCGAGCACUACUCAGAGCUCGCCCCGAAGAUCUUUGUGGACUAA